Molecule: messenger RNA, 1781 nt
Organism: Lagopus muta (rock ptarmigan)
Lineage: Eukaryota; Metazoa; Chordata; Aves; Galliformes; Phasianidae
Gene: MSL1
Product: MSL complex subunit 1
Exons: 9
Coding region: 224-1396 (390 amino acids)
Cellular component (GO): MSL complex
Source: RefSeq, a predicted model, not a curated record
CCGAGAGCUGGGCCGGGCCGGUGCCGCUGGCCGGCGGCAAGCAGGCGGGCGCGGGGGAUGCCAGCGGACGGCCGCGGGUACCAGGCGGUGCUGCCCGGGCGCGGCGCGGCUCCCGCGGCCGCCAAGGAGAGCGCAGGAGCGGGGGAGCGCCGAGUCGGGCCCUCCGCCGCCGCCGCCGCCUCCCGCCGAGGCCAAGUGGAGGAGCGCGGCGCGGAGGAGCGGGAUGGGCGCCGGCGGCGGCUCCCCCGGGCAGGCGGCAUGUCUGCGGCAGAUCCUGCUGCUGCAGCUGGACCUCAUCGAGCAGCAGCAGCAGCAGCUGCAGGCCAAGGAGAAGGAGAUCGAGGAGCUCAAGGCCGAGCGCGACACGCUCCUUGCGCGCAUUGAGCGCAUGGAAAGAAGAGUGCAGCUGGUGAAGAAGGACACCGAGAGAGAAAAACACAGGAUUUUCCAGGGCUUCGAGGUGGAUGAGAAGGCUGAAGCAGAGGCGUGUGAGAAACUGCCGCUGGAAUGCCCGCAGGAACUGCUGGAGCCCUCGCAAACCCUGCAGCCCAAGCACUUCCCCUACGGCCGGAAUGGGAAGGGGCAUAAAAGGAAGCCGGCGUUUGGGAGCGCAGAGAGGAAAACGCCCGUUAAGAAAUUGGUGUCUGAGUUCUCAAAGGUGAAGGGUAAAACUCUGAAGCACUCUCCGGUGAAAGAGGAGUCGAGUGGUUCUUUGUCUGAAACUGUUUGCAAACGAGAACUGCGGAGCCAAGAGACUCCAGAAAAAAACAGGUCGCUGCUGGAGACCCCGCUCAGACCCUCCGCCCCACUGAAGGGCCCCAGCAGCCACCCCAAGGAAAAGGGCUUCUUCAGCGAGAUAGACGAUCUGCCCUACCUUUCCACCACGGAAAUGUACUUGUGUCGCUGGCAUCAGCCCCCCCCAUCACCGUUGCCGUUACGAGAGCCCUCCCCAAAGAAGGAGGAGACUGUAGCAAUUCCAUCUUGGAGGGACCAUGUUGUGGAGCCCCUGCGAGACCCCAACCCCUCAGACAUCCUGGAGAACCUCGAUGACAGCGUGUUUUCCAAACGGCAUGCAAAACUGGAGUUGGAUGAAAAACGAAGGAAAAGAUGGGACAUCCAAAGGAUCAGGGAACAAAGAAUUUUACAGCGACUGCAGCUCAGAAUGUAUAAAAGGAAAGGAAUUCAGGAGUCGGAGCCUGAAGUUACCUCAUUUUUCCCUGAGCCGGAUGAUGUGGAAAGCUUGCUGAUCACCCCCUACCUGCCUGUCGUUGCCUUUGGCCGCCCCUUACCCAAACUGACCCCACAGAACUUCGAGCUGCCCUGGCUGGAUGAGCGCAGCCGCUGCCGGCUGGAGGUGCAGAAGAAGCAGACCCCCCACCGGACCUGCAGGAAGUAGCAGCGCAGCGGAGCCGGGAGCUCUAAAUCCUCAACGCACAACGUUGGUUCUUUUUUAAUUUAAGCCUUCUGAGGGCGGCAGCGUGGCAGCGACCCGACCCCCCUCACACUGUGCCAGGAGGAGCCCCGUUCUGUGCCAGGCUGUUCCUACGGGCGCAGUGCUGGAGGGCGCUGCUCGCCGCUCCCCGCGGCUGAGCGGCAGGAAAUGGGGAACAAACGUUAAUUAAACGCAUCGCCCCGCCCUGCCGUGCGCGUGCGGCCUGAGCCCGGCCCGGAGCCCGCCCCGUGUGCCUGGGUCGCUGUGUAAAUACCCCCGGUGCUGACUCAAUGCAGACGUUUUAUUUGUUUGUUUGUUCUGUUUUUGGUUGUUUUUUUUUUCCUUUUUU